Lytechinus variegatus (green sea urchin) is the source of this 1377-nucleotide messenger RNA. RefSeq lists its product as uncharacterized. The coding region runs from base 1 to 1377 and encodes 458 amino acids. The transcript has a single exon. Gene Ontology annotation, molecular function: aspartic-type endopeptidase activity. The record is from RefSeq and is a predicted model, not a curated record. Lineage: Eukaryota; Metazoa; Echinodermata; Echinoidea; Temnopleuroida; Toxopneustidae. Gene Ontology annotation, biological process: proteolysis.
AUGAAUCUCCCACAAUUUGAACGAUUUUCUGUGCAUGAUGAGCCGGCAACAGUUGGACAAAGAUGGGCAAAAUACGUCAAGAGACUGAAUAAUUUGUUUACGGCAUUUGCUAUCAACGAUGCCAAGCAGCAACGAGCGCUUUUGCUCCACUAUGCUGGACCGGAGGUUUCGGACAUUUUUGACACGUUACCUGAUACGGGUGAGUCCUAUGAAUCAGCCAAAAAAGCACUCGAAAAGCAUUUCUGUCCAUCAGUGAACAUAGAAUAUGAGCGUUUUGUGUUCAGGCAGUGUAGACAAAAUGAAGAUGAGACUGUUGAUCACUAUUGUCAGCGAUUGCAAAAACUUGCUGUUUCGUGUGAUUUUGCUGACAAGGAUGGCGAAAUUAAGUCGCAAAUUAUUCUUGGAUGCCAUUCACAAAAGCUACGCCGACAUGCAUUGCGAGAAACAAUCUCGUUGGACAAACUCCUUAGUACAGCACGGGCUUAUGAACAAGCAGAUCGUCAUGCUGCAGUGAUCGAGGGUGCUGAAGCUACCGCUAUGACCGUCCAAGCGGUUGGGGCUCGUAAUCGUACACACCCAGUGCAACGUCAGCGACAGUCGCAACAACACCAUACAGCAAAGACUGAGCACUCUACAUGCCGCAACUGUGGAGGUGUGUUCCCGCACCGACACAAACCUUGUCCAGCCAAGGGCCAGACAUGUCAUGCCUGUGGUAAGCAAAAUCAUUUUGCCAAGUACUGUAUGUCUAAAAACAAAGCUAAAGCUGCUAGUGCUAAACACGUCCAAGCCAGUACCACUACCACCUGUGACAUUGACCCUCAAACCAAGAGUUCAGGCCCAGAACCUCCAAGUACAGGUCAAUAUGAGCACUACCAGUUUCAUGUCCAGGCACAAUCACUACCUGAUGUGCCUAAACCAACUGUAACUGUACAUGUAAAUGGCACCCCCAUCAGUGCUCUCAUCGAUACAGGGGCAUCAGUCAUGAUGAUGUCUCAGCGGACAUUCGCUAGGAUCACGCCACAGCCACGUUUAGUUGUACAUUCUGAUCCUGUGUACGGCUAUGGCAGUGACACCCCUCUUGAUGUUCAAGGUACCUUCACAGCGACAGUAAGCUACAAGUCGUCGUCUGCUAACACUACAGUUUACGUUACCUCUCAUGAUGGUGCUACGCUUCUGAACUUAGCAACAGCCACUGCCCUCAAUCUCGUAAAACUCACAUAUGCCACAUCAUCAGCUUCGCCUAGGUCAGUCUAUCCAGAUCGUUUUACCGGCAUAGGCAAACUGAAAAACUAUCGCUAUCACAUACAGGCAGACACAUCUCUAACUCCUGUAGCUGUUCCACAUCGUCGUAUACCAUUUCACAUGACAAAGUGGUAA